Messenger RNA from Antechinus flavipes (yellow-footed antechinus), 4207 nucleotides. RefSeq names its product midnolin (gene MIDN). The coding region runs from base 706 to 2190 and encodes 494 amino acids. Gene Ontology annotation, molecular function: protein binding. The record is from RefSeq and is a predicted model, not a curated record. NCBI's taxonomy places the organism in Eukaryota, Metazoa, Chordata, Mammalia, Dasyuromorphia, Dasyuridae. The transcript is spliced from 8 exons. Gene Ontology annotation, cellular component: nucleus.
CAGGCCACAGUCACUGGGCAGCCGGCUAACCCUCGGCCUCAUCCUCCCACUCUUCCCGGAUUCUGGAUUCCCGGACCUUGACUCGUACUCAUUUCCAGGGCGGAUUUGGGGAACUAUUGGGGAGGGCUUUUAAUUGGAAAGAAGACUUGCGGGAUUCGGACUGGACCUCCGGUUCUGAUCGAGCUCGGAGCGGCGGCGGGAAGCAGCCGCAGCAGCAUCUGUGAGCGGCCGCGGCUGCUGUUGCUAGGUUCGGCUGGAGGCAGAGAGAAAGAGAGAGAAAGAGAGGGGGGCGGGGAGAAGGGGAGAGGAGGCCAGAGAAAGCAGGCGGCUGUGAACCUCUUUUCCCCUCCCUCCGCCUGUUCUCCCCCCCACCCCCGCGCCCGGGCUCUCCAGCCUCCAGCUCCCGGGCAGUGGCCCUUUAAACGCUCCGCCCUCCGGUCGGGAGGCCGCGUCCUCGGCUAGAUCCCUGAAGGGUGCCGCUCUUUUCCGCCGUCUCCUUUUCCCGCGAAGGGGUUUGGUUGUUGCCAACUCCGGACUGUUGUGCUGGGUUAGCCGGUAGGCGAACCGGCCGAGCGCUACUGAGGACCUGGCGGCGGCUGAGCCGGGGGAAGAACGAGCCAGGGCCCGGCCAGGACGCAGGGACCCUUCCGGCCGCCUCUGUCCACUUGGUUUCUCGCCCUCCUGGGCUGCAUUCCGGGUCCGCCGAUGGAGCCGCAGCCCAGUGCCCGGAGCUGCCGGCGCGGAGCCGCCCCCGCGGCCCCUUGCGAACUGCUGGCGGCCGAACCUCCAAUGAAUCUGUGCAUCAACACGACCACGGGCGCCCGCUAUGAGCUCUCGGUGCCCGGCGAGGAGACGGUGGAAGGGCUCCGGAGGCGCCUGUCUCAGCGCCUCAAGGUGCCCAAGGAGCGGCUGGCGCUGCUCUACAAGGAGACACGCCUCAGUUCUGGGAAGCUACAGGAUCUCGGUGUGGGCGAUGGCAGCAAGGUGACGCUCGUCCCCACGGUGGAAGCUGGCCUCAUGUCCCAGGCCUCCCGGCCGGAGCAGUCCGUCAUGCAGGCCCUGGAGAGCUUAACCGAAACUCAGGUCAGUGACUUCCUCUCGGGGCGCUCCCCGCUCACCCUGGCCCUGCGAGUGGGCGACCACAUGAUGUUCGUGCAGCUACAGUUGGCUGCCCAGCAGGCAGCGGCGGGCGCCCAGCUCCAGCACCGACAGCACCUCAUGGCGGGGCGCGGGGACCCGGGGGCCGCGGCCGGCGCCCCCUCCCCCUGCCGGCCCUCGAGCCUCGCCGCGGCCGCCCGUGUCCCCAUGCCUGCCUGCCCGCCCAGCCCCUCCGCGACCUCCAGCACGCCUGCCUACUUCAGCCCCGCCCACCCCUCGCCCGUCACGGCCGGCGUCUUCCGCUCCCACGGCGCCAGCGCACAAACGGUUACCGGCGGCACGGUGUCCUCCUGUUCUGAGGUGGAUUGUGCCUCUCAUAGCAGCAGCACCAGUCCCUCCUCCUCUUCCUCCUCCUUCUCUUCCGCCUCCUCUUCCUUGGGUUCCAGCUCCCCACCCAGCAGCAGCCCAGCCCCCAGCACGCGCUCCCGGAAACCUGGCGCCGUCAUCGAGAGCUUCGUGAACCACGCUCCAGGAGUAUUCUCAGGGACCUUCUCUGGCACACUGCACCCGAACUGCCAGGACAGCAGCGGCCGCCCGCGCCGGGACAUCGGCACCAUCCUGCAGAUCCUCAACGACCUCCUGAGCGCCACGCGGCACUACCAGGGCAUGCCCCAGUCGCUGGCCCAGCUCCGCUGCCAGACGCAGUGCUCGCCCCCCCCCGAGCUCGCCACCAAAGCUACCUCUUGUGAGAAGCUGACGUCCCCCCUGCACUCCGUGGUCCAGAGCCAGAUCCGGAUGUGCAAGCCCAGCGGUGACCGCCUGCGGCAGACAGAGAACCGGGCCACGCGGUGCAAGGUGGAGCGUCUGCAGCUGCUCCUGCAGCAGAAGCGCCUUCGGCGGAAGGCCCGGCGGGACGCCCGUGGCCCCUACCACUGGCUCUCGGGCCGGAAGGCGGGCCGGGCGGCCAGCAGCAGCAGCAGCGGCAGCAGCAGCGGGGCCAGCGACGCCGGCGGCCUGGACCUGGAUUUUGAGGACUCGCUCUGGAAGCCCGAGGUCAAGGCAGACCUCAAGUCGGAGUUCGUGGUGGCCUAAGGCCUUCCUGGCGGCGUCCCCCCAGCCCCAGGCCCCCCGUCUUUGCCCCGGCCCCCAGUAGUGUCCCCCUAAUUUCUCAGGGGCGGGGGGUGGGGAUGGGGGCCGAGGAGCCUCCCCUGGCCCGAGGCUCAGUCUCGGCGCCCCAGCCUCACCCCUGUCCCCACAGACUGGCUGGUCCUCCCGGCUAGCCCCCCCCAGCCCCGGGCCCCCGCCCCCCUCCACAUAUGUAGCAUUGUGCCAGAUGGUUUGAGUGAGCUAACAGACUCCACCAGCAGCCCGCCCGCCGCCCCUCGCCCCAUUCAGGUCCAAGUUGACAAUAGCUAACUGAACAGACUCAUAGUGCACUUUACAGAUUUGGGGAGGGGGCGGGGGGGCUUCCUCCCCGAGCUCCGGCCCCCACUCCAGGCCAGUGCAGCAGACAGGUCGAAACCAAGCCAAACAAAAAACGGCCCCCGCCGGCCGCGGCACCGGGGGCCGAUUCUGGCUCCCCGGGGGUCCUGCCGGUUGCUCCGCAGUUGGGAAUUUUUUGUUUCUUUUGGUUUUUAAGCCCUGGGCUGGAGCCUGGCCCUUGGGACUGACUCCCUUUUGGGGGAGAUUUUUAGUUCUCUUGAGCCCCUCCCCUUGAUACCUCCUCCCCCCCAGGGUACUGCCCACUUGGGGUGGCUGGGCUGGCCGCCGGGGAGCCUGGUCUUCCCGCCCUCUCCUCCCCGGGAGCGGAGAGGGAGGGAGGCCGGAGCGCCUCUUGCCCGCCCGCCCCCGCCUUCGUCCCCCCGCCGCCCCCCGUUUGCUGACCCCCCUGCCUGGGCUGGGGUAUUUAUAGAGUAAAUUGACUGUCUGACUGAGCCAGUUUCAGAUCUGAGAUCUGAGCCUCUCUCCACAGGCCCUGGGAGAGAACGGAGUGGGGAGGGAGGAGCGCUCCGCGGCCCCCUCCUCCUGCUCGCCUGAUCUGUGUGUUGGGGGGAGCUUGCUAUUUGCCCCUCCCCUGGGGGGGCAGGGGGACCAGCUGCCCAUGGGAGGAGGUGGCCUGGGGAGACACCCCUGACCCAAUUUGGGGAAGGGCAUGGCCUUGUAGCAUUAACCCCAUUGGGGGAGGGGACAGGCCCCUCCUGGCCUUGCCCCCCUUCCCCGCCCCCUCUGUUUCUUCCCCAGCCUGGCCAGGCCCCUGGCGCCCACUCGGAGCCCUCCCCCUCUUGAGCUCGCUGCUGCCGCCCUAGUGGCCACAUCCCCCGCCGGGGGACAAAUAGAUGCCAGGGCUGGGGGCACGGGUGGGGGGGCUUCUCUUCCCCCACACCCCCUUCCCCACGGGGCCAUUUCAAUGGAUUUUAUUUUAUUAAAUCACUUGUUUCUUUUUUUACGGAGAUGGACUGAGCUGUCUGGGCCCUGCCCCCUUCUGUCCUGCCCCAUCCCCUGCCCUCGAUUCUGCCAUCUGUGUCCCACCCCUCACCCCGUCAGUAGGGAAAGCCAGAACCUCACUGAUUGUGCCCUCCCAGCCUAGAGCCCCCUCCCCUGCCCUCGGUCUUGUGACUACACCUCAUGUCCAGAUGUGAACAUCCACGUGUUCCUGUAGCUUUGUAAUUAUUUUGGGGGGUGGGAUGGGGGGGACUCGAGGCUUAAUAUUUUUCCAAAGGGAGAAAAGUCAGAACUCGAGCUUUGUGGGGAGUUUUUUUCUUUUUUUAAGAUUUGGAUUUCUAUUUAAAUGUCCGGAGUUUGUUUUGUUUUGUUUUUGUUUGAGUUCCUUCGAUGCCUGCUUCACAAAUCUCCCUGUCCUGGCCAGGUGUACCCGGAGGGGGGCACAGGAGCAGGCACACACCACGCCGCCGGCCCGAGGGCCGAGGGCUCACAAGCAGAGCAUUAGUUCCCAGUGUUCCCCGGUGGGUCGGCGCAGCCUUUGGCCCCCACCGUCCUCCCCUCGCCCCUGCACUCCCUUUGUCCACGUUACCUGUGUGAGAACCAGACAGUGAGAGCAGAAAACCGCCCACCGUGAUUUUAAAAUAAUAAAACAGACCAUGAAACACAA